Molecule: messenger RNA, 3111 nt
Organism: Acyrthosiphon pisum (pea aphid)
Lineage: Eukaryota; Metazoa; Arthropoda; Insecta; Hemiptera; Aphididae
Product: kelch-like protein 10
Exons: 9
Coding region: 772-2709 (645 amino acids)
Molecular function (GO): protein binding
Source: RefSeq, a predicted model, not a curated record
UUAUUUUAUUUGAAACUAAAAAAAGAACUCGUAAAUUUUCCAAAGAAACAAAUUCUUUUUUUUUUUAAGGAACAGAACGAAUUCGUUUUUUUUUUGAAAAAGAACAAGGAACGGAACGAAUUCCUUUUUAUGAGGAAAUUGCCAAACACUGCUUAUAUAUUAUGUACAGACGUUUAGACGUAGGUAGUACGAUUAAUUUGAGAUGGAAUAGUAGAACAUACUUACAAUCGGUAUAAUAAUAUUAUAGUGUAAAUAUGGUUAAAAAUCUGGGGAAGGGGAGCUAGCAGUAUUAAGUAUUAACAGCCAACAGGUAUUGACAUAGUUUAUUAUUAAAAAUAUUAAGAAAAACCCUCCAAUAUUUCUAUAAUAUUGGAGGGUUAGGCUUAGCGCCCCUCCUCAAUUUUCGCCUAUGGUCUCUUGACACUUCCAUAAUAAUUUUAGAUAACCAGCUAUAAGUUUAUAAAAUUAUCGGCACGUCCUAUUUAAAUUUUCAGUGACCAAUUAUAUAACUAUCGGUACGACGGUACCUGUGUAGAUUGUAGGCUUUAUAACGUUUACGUAAACAUAAAUUCAGUACACCUACACAUGUAUAAGAUUAAUAUCUUCUGUAUAUCUGUAUUAGUAUUUUUUCGUUUCUAUAUUAACUAGAGUGUUUAUUUAUAAUUUUCAAACAUACAUUAUUUACGAAUAUAUAACUGACAGACACAUUAUUUUGAUAUUUUAAUUGUAUAGGUAUACAAACAUCGAGUCAAUAGUGCUAACCUUUAUAGCAUGAACAAUGUUAUUAAGAAAAUCGACGGAGAUGAUUCAUACAGACGUCGGUUGACCCGGCAAGUGUCCAUGCACACUCUAAAUGGCUUUAACGAACUCCGGCUGAACGUCAAACUCUGCGACGCGUCAUUGAUACUCGAUAACGGAGACACAUUCCCGAUACAUCGAUCGGUGCUAAGUGGUUCAAGCGAUUACUUUAGAAUACUCUUCACCACUACGUUGCAUGAAGGAGACUACACGAAAAUAAACCUAAAAUCUAUUGAAAGUACUACGAUGGAAUUUAUUUUGCAGUACAUUUAUAUGAGACAAAUUGAUAUAAACUAUGAAAAUGUAAUGGAUAUUAUGCGGACGGCUGACUAUUUGUGCAUAGACGGUUUGGUGCAACUCUGUCAUGAAUUUGUCGUCGAAUGUUUAGGACCUGACAAUUGUGUUUCUGUGUUGCAAUUUGCUGACUACUAUUACUUUGGAGAGUUGACAAAUGCGGCGUACAAAUACAUCGUCAAAGAAUUUAUGACCAUUGCGGAACAAGGCGAUGAGUUGAUGAAACUCCGAAAGGAAGAAUUCAGAAUUAUAAUCGAAGAUAAUCAGUUAAAUGUGAAACGGGAAGAGUGUGUUUGGGACGUGCUACUGAAAUGGGUGGACAUAGAUCCUAAAAAUAGGAAAAACGAUUUGUUGUUUCUACUGCCCAAAGUCCGUUUUGGCCUUAUGGACUCCAAAUAUUUCAUCGAGAACGUCAAGGACCACCAUUACAUACAAAACCGAGACGAUUGCAGGCCUUACAUAAUUGAGACCUUGAAGUUCAUGUAUGAUCUACAGCUGACGUCGAGCAUGACUGAUUCCAUAGCGCCGACGCUCGCGCGUCCCAGGUACCCGUUCGAAGUAUUGUUCGCCAUCGGUGGAUGGAGCGGUGGCAGCCCGACCGCAAUUAUUGAAACGUACGACACGAAAUCUGACCGGUGGACGAGGAUAUUCCAAGAGGACACGCACGGGCCGAGAGCGUAUCAUGGUACGAUCGUCAUGGGACCGUACAUCUACGUAAUUGGAGGCUUUGACGGGUUGGAGUAUUUCAACUCUUGUAGAAAGUUCAACACAGAGACGAAAACUUGGGAGGAAGUAGCGCCGAUGAACUGUAAGAGAUGUUAUGUCAGCGUUGCAUUGUUAAACGGCAUUAUUUACGCAAUGGGUGGAUUCGACGGCCAUCACCGGCUAGGCUCCGCAGAAAAGUAUGAUUUCGAACGAAACCAGUGGACAAUGAUAGCACCGAUGACUUCUCAGAGGAGUGACGCCUGUGCAGCCGUGUUGAAUGGCAAAAUAUACAUUACCGGUGGGUUCAACGGACAAGAGUGUAUGAACACGGCCGAGACUUAUAAUGUGGAAACCAACGAGUGGACGCUAAUACCGGCCAUGCAGACCAGACGCAGCGGCGUUUCUUGCAUAACGUAUCACAACUGUCUAUACGUGAUCGGUGGUUUCAACGGGCUGGUGAGAAUGAACAGCGGCGAAAAGUUCGACCCGACUACGAACCACUGGUCGACGGUGGUGGACAUGUGCAAUCCCCGGAGUAACUUUGCGGUCGAGGUGCUGGACGACAUGAUAUUUGUGGCUGGUGGUUUCAACGGGGUAACCACCAUAGCGCAGGUGGAGUGUUACAACGACCGCACGGACGAAUGGUUCGAGGCAAAAAGCAUGCAAGUGUACAGGUCGGCGCUGUCGGCGUGCGUCAUGAGAGAUUUACCAAACGUCGAAUAUUACAUGCCUCUGGACCGAGAUAGACUGGAAGAAGGCCGGAAAAACAUCGUGAGGAACAACCGACCGAACAAUAGCAAUGAUUCACAACGCGUCGACAACGAAUCCGUCAACACGGUCGCCACUCAAGUGGACAACAACCGAGCCGUUCAGGUUAACGACGACGAAGACGACGUGAUAAUACUCGACUGAUAGAUUGCUAGCAGAAAAUAUGACUGAGCAAUGUUCAAAAUUUUUUAUGUAAUCGUGCUGGUUGACGAGAUUUGCUGUUAGGCGUCAAUGAUGAACACCAGUCAUUAAUAUUACGGCGUUGUCAAAUAGGGAAACGUAAAUUUUACAAUUACACAGAAUGCUGACGGCAGAGACAUCAUAGGUCUACGGAACGCAACAGAUUCGUGCCACUCCAGACGUCUGCUGAAAAAUAAUUUUGAGAUCAAGAAAAUUGUCCUUGCAUGUGAUUGCCGUUACCUUCUAAUACGACCGAUCAGAAACAUAAUUUUAUAUUAUAUAUUUUACUUUAUUGAGCACCCGAUACGUUUCCAUAUAAGCCAAUUAAACUGCAUACACAAAAAUACAUAAAAAAAAACCAAUUAA